UACGAGCGGGCUGGAAGGACUUGUUCGAUCAACUUGUGGCUGACUGUGAUAUACUGAUGGUUGAGCACCUUCGUGGCGGCAACUGCAAGGCUCCCCAGCUGUCUGACACAGCUCACUCCACUGCCGUCGUAUGCAUCGUUGCACCACGGUACGACGUCGAUCACCUCCGACCUGGUCGCACACUGAUAUGCCCUCUGAUCCUGUCUUCGAGGACAACAAGUGUUAUUGGAUCCCGGUCAUGGAGCAUCUAUUCUGGAUGCUGCAGCUGAUCGGGUGUGGGUAUGACUAUACCCGAGGGCCGCGCAAGAUCGCGUUCCAGGAGAUGGAUAAGCAGAAGCAGACGAAAGGGCGAGAUUCAGCCCUGUGCGUUGUGAGCGUUUCUAUCUAUAGUCUCAACCAGAAUUCUGGGCCGGCAAGAAUUUGUCAUCGAUUUGUUUUUUUUAGAAGACCGGGGUGUCUAGGUCUACUGAAGUGGGAUUGAGCGUGCCGGUUUGCCACAAAAAGAGGCCCAAUCCGAACUUCCGUCAAUGUCGAAGCCGCGGCAAAAGCACAAGACUCGCCUUGGAGCUCGGCCGGUGACCCUCCAGUCGGCAUCCCACACGAGUCCUUUCCUUGUCUCGCAAUCCGAACAUUUGUUUGCGGCAUCUCAUGUCAUGCACUGCCGCACUGUCGGCGUCCGGAUGGAACUUCUCACCACGAUCGAAGAUGAAUGCGCCCAAGAACCUGACGACAAAUUGCACAAAACCCGACAAUCAUUCGCGGCAAGAUAAUUUCAUGUGUUGGCGAUGCCGGAAUCCACGAUCGGAGAUGCCGCCCAUGCACGGGCUCGCCAUCUGGUCAAUGCCGAUAUAGUCGUCGUGUGAGUGGAAUGGAUAUUUUUUGUCCCGGUUCGGGAGUUGAGAAGUGAAUCUGAACCUGCUUGACGUGACUGUUACUUAUAAGCAUGUGUCGUACUCAAGCUCCUCGACAUCUCCUGGAUAGAUGUCUGUAGAGAUAGCAAAAUGAUGUCAUCAAUCUCGAACGACGAUCUUCGGACAAUGCCGCUACCCCGCCAUGCCUUUCUUCUUCCCCUAUUGGCAGCAGACUCAGCGGCUGCCAUAUCAAGCAAUGCUCUGCGAGCCCAACGGAUGCGCCAAUUCGAACUCUCCACCCUACCUUGCAUAACAUACAUUCGGACGCGACGGCUUGGCGACAUCCGUCUGGGGACCCCACGCCAGGGCCAAUCAAGUAUCAAGUGGAUGCCCCAUCUUCUUCCCGUGUAGAUGUCGCGCGCGUUCCCAAGAUCUAUUUGCGGGGGAUUCGCGUAACCUAUCAAAUGUCAAUGAUUCUCUGCUUCUGAGCUUGAUGUGUGUGGCAGUCCGCUUUUCGUGCGAGUCCAGACCCGCUUUCCCCCACCCCUACGACGCAGGGUCGAGCCCUUCGAGACCCCUCGCCAGCAUUCUGCGAACACUUUCUCGUGCUCUUUUGAGCUCGAAUAUGCCUUGACGAGAGCCAGGAUCACGGAUUUGUGAUCAUUGUAUCUCCGUGAUUUUCCGGCGGAUGAUCAGCUAGCGAACAGUUACGAUACCAUGCUCGCUGGGGGGCCAUCUUUCGACGUGGCAAAAUUGAUCUAGAUCCAGGAUGGACGUGACUGCGCUGUGGUCAUAUAAAACGCCCGCCGUGAGUGAGGGACGCCAAGAUGCCGUUCUUUCUUCCCAAGACAACGUUCCGCGACAGGAAAGCCUCGAAUCCCACUUGGACCGAGACGGAUAUCCUGAACUCGGGCAAUGCCUUGAGUGCGCCAGCAGAGGAGACCGACGUCACUGUCGUCGGCGGUGGGAUUCAUGGACUCAUUUAUGCGAUCCACUCUCGCAAGCUACACCCGGAUCUCAACAUCUCGCUAUAUGAGAAGGCUUCCCGGCCGCAGUGGAAGAUCGGAGAGUCGACUCUGCCGCAUUUUGCGCAGUGGACUAAGUCUGCUGGCAUGAAAGCCGAGUAUCUUCUGCGCUUCUUUGGUCUCCACAGCGGACUGGAGUUCUUUUUCCUCGACCGCGAGAACCCCGAAGAUUACAAGAUCUUCUGCAACAAUGGACCUCCCCCGUUCCUGGCCCCUGGUUACCAACUGCAGCGGUCCAUGUCGGAGCUGGUCUUCACCGUCUUCGCGCAACGGUUGGGUAUCAACGUAUGGCACGGUCACGCUGCAGACAUCCAGAACACCGUCUUGUCACAUGCUGGAGACCAGGUCCCCAUCAUCCGACAGUCGGACAAAGCGCCGGCGCUGACAGUCAAGUCGCCACUGGUGGUAGAUGGCACCGGCCGGUUCCGGCAAUACGCGAGUAAAGCAGCGCGCGUCCGGCGGUUUGACGGCUUCAACACAGACGCGUUCUUUGCGUAUUGGGAAGGGGUCGAUGAAACAAGGUCCCUGAGGAACUGAAGACCUUCGAGGGUGGACACACCAGCCACAUCUGCUUUCCUGAAGGGUGGAUGUACCUCAUCCGGAUGCUGUCGUGGCAUGAGUCUCCCAUGGAGAAUCUGCUCGAUAUGAUCCAUUACGUUCUGGAUCACGCCGCGCUGGAGACACCGCACGAUGAAAUGCCCUCGAGCGAGGAGCUCUGCCAGAUGUUCGGUUGCAAGAUGAAAUGGAUCUGGAGCAUCGGUUAUGCGUGCCGAGAUGAUACUGUCUAUCCUGCCGAUCUCCACUCGUACGGAAGUUCCGAAGGCGAGCGCAAGUUCAACUUCAUCACGCAGAAGUACAAAAAGCUGGGCGAUGUCAUGCGCCAUUUUAAGCUUUUGUCAGACUAUCAUGGGCCAGGAACGACUUGGUACAUCCGCAAGAAGUUGUCCUAUCAAUCCGAGAUCGUGUUUGGUCCGGGCUGGGUCACUGUCGGUGACGGCAUCGGUUUCACCAAUCCGUUGCUCAGUCCAGGAAUCAACACUGGCAUGGCAUCGGCCACGUAUGCCGCAGAGCUCACCGCGGCUGCCAUCAAAACCAGAAACGAGGAAGAGCGCCUGGCGGUGUGGAAGACAUAUGACGACUACUGCGCCGGGGCUAUACCUUCGCUCAACUUGAUGAACCAGUUCCUGUAUUUGACAUUCAUGCACCCACUGCUCGGGCCUCGCGUCGGGUUUUUGUGGACAAUCGUCAUCGGACACGCGCUGCCCCACUUUUCGCUGCCGCGGGCUGCCUUCACGGUCGACCUCCCGCACUUUGCAGGAUUCGCCACCCGCUGGCUCUGGGGCUCGCAAGUCGACGACUGGCUCAAGGUCGCAGAGCACACUGUAGCCAAGCUCAUGCCCGUCGACCUGAACCAGCCUGUGCCUCAAGACAUCGUCGACGACGUCCUCGCUUUUUCUGAGCAAGUCAAGUCCGAGGUUUUGGCUGCCGGGAAGUAUCAAGGCUUUCCAUUCCGCUACGAAGGCGAGUUACGCAAUUACGGCCCGAUGCUUGAAUGGGACGAGGAGAAAUACGCGGGGCAAGAUCGGUUCCAGACCCAAUGCGCGUCCUGCGCGGCGUGGCUGCCUUGUCGAGGCGAUUGGCGCAAAUGCACCUACUGCGGUGUCAUGCGGCCGCUUGACGUUUGCGAGAUCAAAUGGAAUGUUCCUCCCACCAAGUCCGAGCUCAGCAAGUUUGCAGUCAUCGCGCCCAAUCUCAUGUCUGUGGGCACCGUUCUUGUUGAUCAUGUCAGAAAGGCAAAGUGUCCGUGCUCGUCGAUGUGAUGUAGUUGAGGCAGUAGUUCAGAUUUCUCUACUAUAUAAUUAUUCGCCAUCAUGUGACCCAUGCGAGCAGAAAGAGGCGCGUCUUGUUUGUUCGGAGAUCCCCGCCUUCUUUCUUUCUUCCUGCCUCUGUGCUCCCAUAAUCAUUCACAUUUCUCUAUUUCAACCUUUCACUUCAUAUGUCCCAGCGCUCUCAGCAUACCCGGCGAGCUCGCCAUCAGGCGUCUCUCCUCCCCGUCACAGCACACAAUCCUGGCUUAGUCUACCUCAUGGGACAGCCAGUGACGCUCGAUAUAAUUAUCUACAUAGCUCGCCAGAUGGACCGCAUCUUCUGCAGUAAUGGCGAGGAGGGAAGGCUUCUGAAGGUCGGCCCCGCAGCCCUCUCUCUGGAGCAAUUCAUCUACUUGAUCGUCAAAUCCGGCAAUGUCCAUAUCGCCACCCUCCUCGCGACCUUGAUCUAUUUGGAGAGGCUAAGGUCUGUGCACAAUCUAGAUAUGACAGCAGGACGGGCAAGCACCCGCCACCGCGUCUUUCUUGCGACGCUGAUCGUUUCGGCCAAGUACCUCAACGAUUCCUCGCCCAAGAAUGUCCACUGGGCAGCUCACGCGCGCCAUGCGUUCACCCUUGGCGAGGUGAACUUGAUGGAGCAACAGUUGCUCGCUCUCUUGGACUACGAUCUCCGCUUUGACGAAGAAGAGGCUUGCACGACCUUCGCUCCGUUCAUUUCGUACUACCUCCAUGCACGAUCUGUUGCUGUGGAUCCCAAAGUCCUUCGAUCAACUAAAGCAAGACCUGAGCUGGAAUGUCAAGAGAAACAGCAACGCUCGCCAGUCGACUCUCAGCCUCCUUGUCUUACGCCUUCCUCGUCGACAUCCUCGACAUCCUCGAGCGUGGCAUCGAGCGCGUCUGCUUCCCUUGUGUCUACUGUCCGCGGAAUCGCCAAGCGUCUAUCGCAAACUCAUCUGUCAUCUCUGCGCUCGUACAGUUCCAACACACUCAAUACUCCAAGCCGCAGCUGUGACUCGAGUUCCUCAUCUGAGAUCGGCUCGCUUGUCGACGAUACUGGUUCAUCCUCAUCAUCCUCGUCUGGCUGGGCUAGCGACUCGGAUUCAGAGUCUGAUACUGAGCCUUGCAUAUAUUCUGACGACAGCACGGCCUGCUCGGACUUGGAAACGUCCUAUCGUCCCAAUCACAUUCCGGCUCCUACUGCGUCAAAAAGGCUGUUCGUUCUCCGACCGGCGCCAUACUGCGGACAGCGGAUUCCUUCGAACCGGUCUCGCAAGCCGUCGGACACGUCGUCUGUGAACACCGUCAUGGCGGCGUCACCGCAGCCGAGGCGUUCGUCGAUGGUCCAUGUUGCCGCGAAACGAGCAUCUGGGCUUAGCGUGAACUCCGCCGACCUGCCGCUCAGUGCGACGAUGCCCAGUAUUCCCCGGCCGAGCGCAUCAGGAAGUUUCCUGAGCCGGAUGUGGGGCGCUGCGAGGGGUGAACGGUUCUCUGGGAUGGUGGAAUCUCGGUCGGAUGGGUUGCCUGCGACGCAGAGCGCUUUGAAGCGGCUGGUGCUGGUCCACUCGCGUUCCAACCUUGCAGGCCUUGGCCGCGGUAACCCGAUCUCGGAUCCUUCGCUGCAAGUCUGA
Molecule: messenger RNA, 5330 nt
Organism: Mycena citricolor
Lineage: Eukaryota; Fungi; Basidiomycota; Agaricomycetes; Agaricales; Mycenaceae
Source: the annotation of a GenBank genome assembly